This is a messenger RNA of Vicugna pacos (alpaca), 1255 nucleotides long. RefSeq names its product pseudouridine synthase like 1 (gene PUSL1). Gene Ontology annotation, biological process: tRNA pseudouridine synthesis. The record is from RefSeq and is a predicted model, not a curated record. Gene Ontology annotation, molecular function: pseudouridine synthase activity; RNA binding. Lineage: Eukaryota; Metazoa; Chordata; Mammalia; Artiodactyla; Camelidae.
CCGGUCCGGCCUGGCCAUGGGCGUCGGCCUGGCCGCGGGCUCGGUGCGCGUACGCUACCUCGUGUACUUCCAGUACUUGGGCACAGACUUUAACGGAGUAGCGGCCGUCAGGGGUGCCCAGCACGCCGUCGGGGUCCAGAACUACCUGGAGGAGGCCGCAGAGCGGCUGAACUCGGUCGUGCCUGUCAAGUUCACCAUCUCCAGCCGUACGGAUGCUGGAGUCCACGCCCUAAGCAACGCGGCGCACUUGGAUAUCGAGCGCCGCUCAGGCCAGCCACCCUUCACCCCUGAGGAGCUGACGGAGGCCCUCAACACCCACCUGAGGCACCCGGCCAUCCGGGUACUGCAGGCUUUCCGUGUGCCCAGUGACUUCCAUGCCCGCUACGCAGCCACGUCCAGGACCUAUCUGUACCGCCUGGCUACUGGCUGCCCCAGGCCUGACCAGCUGUCUGUGUUUGAACGAAACCGGUGCUGGGCACUGCGGGCAGACUGCUUGGAUGUGGCUGCCAUGCGGGAGGCCGCCCAGCACCUCCUGGGUACACAUGACUUCAGUGCCUUCCAGUCGGCGGGCAGCCCAGCCGCCAGCUCAGUGCGCACACUGCGUCAAGCCUCAGUGUCUCCCGAUCCAACCAGCCCCUUUGUCCUCCCCCAGGAGAGCAGGAAGCUGCAGUUCUGGAGCCUGGAGUUUGAGAGCCAGUCUUUCCUGUACAGACAGGUGCGGAGGAUGACAGCUGUGCUGGUGGCUGUGGGGCUGGGGGCUUUGACACCUGCUCAAGUUAAAGCAAUUCUGGAGAGCCGGGACCCCCUGGGCAGACACCAGACCCGUGUGGCCCCAGCCCAUGGCUUAUUCCUGAAGUCAGUGCUCUACCCGGACCUUGGGUCUGCCCCCAUGCAGCCUCAUGCGCCCUCCGAGUCCACGGCACAGAAGUCCUGACAACCCCCGGAUGCCCAGACAAGGUCACAGCAGCCAUGGCGUGCUAGGCCCAGCUGCUGGACCCUGCCCCAUCUGCACACCAUUGUGCCAGGCUGGAGCCAGCCCUGUGUUAUCCUGGGGCCACAGCAGGCCCCCUGCCUCCUGUCAGUCUGUGCUUGCCCCAAGUUCCCACCUCCCUAGGCACCUGCAGGAGAUAGGUGCAAGCACCAGGAAGGGAGACACCCAGGCAGCCUGUGGUUCUGUUUUUAAUGGAAAUCAGUACCCCGGGAGCCCCUAACCAUCUUCCGGGGGCCCAGGAGUAGAAAUAAAAGGUGAAGAGGC